AUGGCCGCCUUGACCAUAGACCCGAUGGAGCAGCCACGGAUGUACCAGCAGACCCUGCUUCAGGAUGGACUCUGUGACCUUUUGGAGAACGACAAGUUUGUGGACUGUGUCCUGAAAAUCAAGGACAGGGAGUUUCCCUGCCACCGACUCGUGCUUGCAGCAAGCAGCCCCUUCUUCAAGGCCAUGUUUCUGUCAGACCUGGAGGAAAGCAAGAAACGGGAGAUAGUCCUCAAAGAUGUGGAGCCAGGCGUUAUGGGGAUGAUCCUGCGGUACUUGUACACCUCUGACAUCAACUUGACAGAACAGAACGUCCAAGAUAUCUUCAUGGUAGCUAAUAUGUACCAGAUCCCCUCCAUCUUCUCUGUAUGUGUGUCCUAUCUCCAAGAGAAGCUGGUGCUGGGCAACUGCUUGGCGAUCCUCAGGCUGGGGCUGCUGCUGGACUGUCCCAGGCUUGCUGUGACAGCAACAGAGUUCAUCUGUGAGCGCUUCCAGGUUAUAAUCAGAGACCAGGACUUCCUCCAGCUUGGCUCAAGUGAAUUAGCCUCCAUCAUCAGUUCAGAUGCCCUUAAUGUCGAGCGGGAAGAAGUGGUGUUUGAAUCCCUAAUGGACUGGGUCGCGUGUGAUGAGAAAGAUCGAAUAAAGGACCUGCCGGAGCUGUUGCACUGUAUUCGUUUCAGGCUGAUGCCCCUGGAUUACUUCAAUGAAAAGGUGGAGCAUCACAAAUUCAUCCGGUCCAACCAGGAGGCCAAGAAGGAGCUGGAGCUCAUCAAGGAUGCACACAGAGGCCGCCUCCCAAAACCCAGGAAACCCAGCAGUGGUAAAGGUGCAGAGGGGGGAAAAGAGAGUAUGGUGGGGGAUGAUGAGGAGGGUUUUCUCCCAGCCAUCCUCAACAAUAACCCUCGGUUUGGGAUGUUUGAGACGGACUUGAUACUUAUGAUCAGUGACACUGGGACUGUGGCCUAUGACCCGGUGGGAAACGAAUGCUUUGUGGCCUCAGAGUCCACAGAAAUCCCCAAGAACCAUUGCAGCUUGGUGACUAAGCAGAACCAGGUGUUUGUGGCCGGAGGACUCCUCUACAAUGAGGAGGACAAAGACGAUCAAUUCAGCUCUUACUUCCUACAGUUUGACCCAGUAAGUUCAGAAUGGCUCGGGAUGCCCUCGCUUCCCAACCCUCGCUGUCUGUUCGGGCUCACUGAGGCAGAGAACUCCAUCUUCGUUGUGGGCGGCAAGGAGCUGAAAGAGGGAGAGCACGUCCUGGACUCAGUCAUGAUCUAUGACAGACAGUCAUUCAAAUGGGGAGAGUCUGACCCUCUGCCUUAUGCGGUAUAUGGCCACGGGACUGUAUCACACAACGGGCGUGUCUAUGUCAUCGGAGGAAAGUCAGAGAGCAAAAAGUGUAUGAGGAGGGUGUGUGUCUACGACCCCACUAAGUUUGAGUGGAAGGACCUGGCACCGAUGAAGACGGCCCGUUCCCUGUUUGGUGUCACGGUCCACGACGGGCAGAUCUUUGUGGUGACGGGGGUCACAGACUCAGGCCUCACCAGCACCGUGGAGGUCUACGACAUUGCCACCAACAAGUGGUCUGAGUUCACAGAGUUCCCUCAGGAGCGCAGUUCCCUCAGUCUGAUCUCCAUGGGAGGCUUCCUGUACGCUGUGGGCGGGUUUGCCAUGAUGCCCAGUGAAACCAGUGAGGAGCCCGUCCCAACAGAGAUGACCGACAUCUGGAGAUAUGAUGAGUCAGAGAAAUGCUGGAAUGGGAUUUUACGAGAGAUUUGCUACGCAGAGGGAGCAACUGUUCUGCCCGUCCGUCUCAAUACUCUACGUCUCACCAAGUUAUAGCUGUGGAGAUUAUGAAAUAACACACAUUAAUUAUUCAGUUCA
Myripristis murdjan (pinecone soldierfish) is the source of this 1881-nucleotide messenger RNA. Its product is annotated as kelch-like protein 40a. Lineage: Eukaryota; Metazoa; Chordata; Actinopteri; Holocentriformes; Holocentridae. The coding region runs from base 1 to 1839 and encodes 612 amino acids. Gene Ontology annotation, molecular function: protein binding. The transcript has 6 exons. The record is from RefSeq and is a predicted model, not a curated record.